UUUCUGUGUGCAACAUCGCUUUACAAUACAUCGUCAUUGUUUUUGUGCGCGACGCGAACAAACCAAAAAAAAAAUAAUAAGAAGAAGAGAAGAUAAACCAAGUACAUUGAUUUCGCAUUCGAUCACCUAGCCAUAUCUAGAAAACACAGAACAAUUACAAGAUACUUGAUAAUCAUCGCAACACAAAGAAUCAGUGAAACGAAAUUAAUUCAGUGAAAUACAAGAAAAAUAAAAAUAAACGAAAAAGUGGAUUUAAGCGGACAAAAAAAGAAGAAAAAAAAGCAAAAAUCUAUCAUUCAUCAGCAAAGAAGAAAAUAAAUAAAUAAAGCAAGCUGAGCCAGCUAAAUAUACAAUGCAAACGCGUUUCGACACGCAGCUCACAAGGUUUGCAAUUGAAGAAAACACGACGACGACGACAAGCCGAUUAGCUCAACAGCGACUGACUAUAUUGCCAAUUCAAAUUCGAAUUUCAAGGCAAAACGAAAAAGCAAAAUCGAUGUGACAGGGUAUAAAAAUCGAAAGCGCCAGAUUCCACGAACGUGUGCUCCAUCACUUUAACGCUGGUGCACACAAACAUUUCGAUCUAUUGAAAUAGAACAACAAAAGAACCCAAAAACGAACGAACGAACGAACGGGCGAAGGGGACAGGAAAUGAAACGGAAAGAACAAAUAUUAAAUGUGAUGUGGAUGCGCGCUGAAACAUUAAACUGAAUUGUGUUCCUGCGACAAAACAAUAGCGAAAUACAUACAAAAAUAAAGACCGAAAAUCGAAAACAAAAUACAUAGAAACAGAGCAACAGCAACGGAGAAAAAAAUAAAUUUGAAAACAAGCACUCAAGCAAAACAGAAAUAGUUGAUCUGCACGAAUAUAGAUGAACCAUUUUAGAUGCGAGGAGCCGAAUUGAUUUUCUAAACUCGGUAUCGAGGAAUUAGCACACCGAAGUACAUCGCAAAGCUGACGGGGUGGUUUGCUGUACGACGGCUUAUAACCAACUUGUAUAAUUAGAUAAAUAUGUAAAUUAAGUUAAAAUCAAGCGACAGAAUGACAAAUUACGGAGCAAUCGAUAUCCCAUGAAAAGCAUUUACGAACCGAUGGGAUUCCCCCUAUCGAACCAUUUAUUUCACUUUCUCGCCCUCUCUCCUAUCGCAUACAACUUUCAGCUAAAACUGAAUAACCGAGCAGCUUGAACAAAAGGUGCCAUCAAAGAGGAAAUAACCCAUUAGCCAGAGAAGUGAAAGUCGAAUGAAUUGAAGACGAGAAAGAAUAAUUCAUAUACAUAGACACAAAUCCAAAGGAACACUUUAUAAUCAUCGGUCCAGGGCUAGCGAUAAAUGUACAGUUUAGAAAAAUGUGCGCUUAAAUGUGAUGUAAUAUCCAUUAUUUAUGAAUCGCAACAAUUAACUACGUCAUGACCAAGUGUGAGGUGCAAAAAUGCACCUGCAUAGGCUGAGUAUCCAGCAAGAAUACACAUUAACCCUGGAGGCUAUUACGCAGGCAGUACUAAUUUUAAUUUUGGGAGUCGCCAUCAUCACAUCUAAUGCACUUAUUAUAGCGACGAUAAUUAAUUUCCGAGGUCCAACUGAAGUGAUCAACUGUUAUCUGCUGUCGCUCGCUUGCGUCGAUCUACUAUGUGGAUUGGUGAUAGUCCCGUUAUCAGUCUAUCCGGCUCUGAAUGGUAGCUGGAUAUACGGCGAAUUAGCAUGCAGAUUUGUUGGAUAUCUCGAAGUGACCUUAUGGUCAAUAACGGUAUACACAUUUAUGUGGAUAUCAGUUGAUCGUUAUCUUGCUGUCCGGAAGCCGUUGCGCUAUGAGACGGUUCAAACGAAAACACGAUGUCAGUGUUGGAUGGCGUUUACGUGGAUCUCAUCGGCAAUGCUGUGCUGUCCGCCGCUGCUCGGCUACAGCGAACCCAUUUUCGAUAAAGAGGCCUACAUAUGUAAGCUCGAUUGGGGCAAUAUGGCGGCGUACAGUGCCACAUUAGCCAUACUAGUGCUAGGGCCGAGCGUUAUAUCAAUCGUUCAUAAUUACGGUUAUAUAUUUAUUAUGAUGCGACGCUUGAAAUCUGGUGCUCCGAUCCAUGACAAAGAGUAUGCAACCGCAUUGGCUGAAAAUCUAGCAAAUCCGAGUCAUUUGAUGUCGUUCGCGUUAGUUUUUUCGUUUUGGGUAUCGUGGGCACCAUUCAUCACCGUUCGCAUAUACGAGCUCAUAUUCGACACACCAAUCGAUAUUCCAAUGUUGCACUUUGCCAUCGUAUGGCUGGGCGUAAUGAAUUCAUUUUGGAAAAUUCUAAUUAUGAUGAGCAUGUCGCCGCAAUUUCGUUUGCACUUACGCGUAUUUUGCCUCACCAUUUGCUGUAAGACGAAGGGACGACUGCAGGCCGAGUUGAUUGGACUCGAUCCCGACGAUUAAUUGUCGUUAAACACACACACACACACACAAACUUAUACGAAGUUACGUAUAUGUAUGCCUGAACCGAAUUUCGAAUUAUUUACCGAAACAAUGUAACAUGCGAAACAAAGAGAAAACAAAGUGGAAAUAAAAGUGAAAUAUAAACAGAAAAAAAAGGCACGAAAUCAGAUACGCAGCAAUGACACAUAUGCUAAUAUUUCCGAGAAAAUAAUGAACAAUCAAAAAGAGAAAAACACACGAAAAUCCAAGAAAAACCAAACGACAAAAAAGGAGCGGUCAAAUGAAAAUUCGAACAUAUGCAUAAACAAACGAAUGCUUUUCAGCAUCAAAGACAGUCAAACGCAAACAAACAGCUGGCCAAACAGAAUUUCCAUGGAAUAUUUUUCUUUUGAAGAGAAAAUGAACGAAAAAAAAAACAGCAACAGUAACAAACGAGAGGCUCGGACACAAAGAUACAACGUCAACAACAAAUGAAUUAAGGCUAGAUUUAUGUGUGUUUGUUUUAUUUUUCCUCUUAAUUUUCGUUUUCGAGUAAUCAAUCAAGCAUUUGACUGAAUCUUUCGAAUUAGAAUAUUUUUUAGGCUUUGCGAUUAAAAGAAGCAAACAGCAUCUAAGUUAAUUUAAACACAUAUAUAUUCUAAAUGAUAAAAUGAAGACAAACCAAAAACACACGCGUUAACGAUAUUCAACCAAAUAACAAAUAAACAAGUAACAUUCAAAGAAAUGAAAUUAAAGCUUCAACUGAGAAGUGAAAUGCUACUGACAAUUUUGUGAAUCAGCAAAUACAGGAAUAGUCUAAUUGAACAGUGAGUGAACACACCUACAAAUUAGGUACUGAUAAACAUUUCAACUUAGUUCCACUAUUUGCUGUCCCGUGUUACACUUCGAAAUCGUAUUUAAAACAAAAACACAAGAACGAACCAAAAACAACAACAAAGAAAAACCAAAUCAAUCGUUUCGUUUUAUGUUCAGCAAAAUAAAUCCAUUGUGUGAACACAAAUUGUGAACGUUUUUUUGCGAAAGCCGAGCAAAUGCAUCCCAAAAAAAAACGAAAAUCAAUCAGCCAACGUACAAGAUGCGAUUGGUGAAAAGUAGAAAAUCGAUUUCGAUAUUGGUAAGAAUGCGCGCAGAUCAAUUCAGUAAUAAUUCAAGCACUAACACACACGCAAACUAAAUACGCAGAAUACGCAUUAUUUUUUCUGUUCUGUUUUGGUAUUUUAGUUUCGCUUUCUUAUUGUGUUAAUAAAAGACUGACAACGAUGCAAACUAAUUAGAAUGUAAUUAAAGAAAAACAAAUCUAAAACAAAAACCAUGGACAGAGAUUAGUAAUUGUCGAUUACAAAACGAAAAGCGUCAAAUAGCAGGCCGAAGACGGUGUUUUGGAAUGACCGUUCCAUCGAUAAUUGAACGAACAAAACGUCGAAGAAACAAAAGUGUAAAGAGAAUGAAUUCGAACGAGUUUUCAAUUGACUUUAUUCAACUAAUGCAACUAACUGAACAACAAAAACACACCAAAUCGAAAGCAUGCUUGUGUGACACAAAAAUCAUGCUUACUAUAUUGAACUCCCAUUAUUUACACCAGCUUAUUGUCACCCAUUUUACAAUUUACAUCUAGUAGCGCAAUUUUCGACGCUUUUUCUUAAAAAUAGACAGAAACAAAAACACGAUUCAAAAACCAAAUCAACGAACGAACGAACGACGGGAAACAAAACCAAAGAUAGGAGAAGAAGAAGAAAAAAAACCGAUAUGGUUGGUUGAAGUGAAAGACACUCAAAAAGCUACACAAAGAUUUAAAGUACAGUUUCAAAACUUAUUAAGGCAGAAAAAUUGUCGGUCGAAACUUUGUCACAUAUUCCUUCUCGUUUGUUUUUUGUCCGGGUUUCGAAUUCCCCAGAUAGUUUUAACGUCAAAUACUGAACUUUAAACCAGUCCGCUCUCCCUUUUUUUUCCUCCAUCGGUGUGUGUUCAACAUAAGCUGCAUUUUUUCGGUCCUUCUGCAAAGUAGAAGUGCCAGCAUGGCAAAGGGCAAGCGAAAAGUAUGCGAAGAAAAAAAAAUUGAACGAUUUUUUCACUUCCCUCCUCUAUCUCUAUCUCGUUUCUUGGUAGUUUUACAAUACUUCGCCAAUUGAAAUACAGAAAAAACAACAACAUCACAAGAAGAUGGUCAAAUGUAGUAUGCUCUGGACAUAGCAUAAAUAACCAGAGGAUAAUGAAAAAGAACCAUUCGAAAGAGAAAAAAACUGAAAAGACUAACUGGAAUAAAAUGAGCGUAAACGAAUUGAAAUCAAUUUGAAUUUCAAACGCAUUUGAAUGUGCUCAUUUUAUUGGAACUGAAUCAUUCUUCAACAACAGCAGCAAAAAGAGCACAAAGCUUGAAUGAGCUUGCAAUUCGGAAAUGACUUGCAUUUUUUGCCCCAUUCAAUAGCAACAAUGAGCAUUAUAUAAUGAAAUGAUAAACCCUCUGGUGAAAGCUAAUGUGGAACACUCGCAGUCCUGCUCCCACAGAAUAAUAACAACAGCAAAAACAGUAACAUAAAACUGCAUCUCAGUAUGAAAUUAAUAAACAAACAAACAAACAAACCAACAACAACAGCCGAACAAAGAAAAAAAUGAAAACACGAAAAAGAGCCAACAAUAAAUUUCACUUGCAAAUAUUUAAUCGUAAAUUAUAAAUAAUUAUUAUGUAAUAGACAACCUCCAUCAAGAGUGAGAUCGUAGUCAAUAAAUUAAUUUAAUCCAAAGUAACUAAAAACAAACAAAAUAAUAAGAGCAAAUUAAGAGAGCCAACGGAGCAGCUGACACAACAACAACAAAAAACACUGAUUUAAAAAAAUUAAAAAAAAAAAAAAAAAUCAAGCAUACAAUUUUGUGGACCGCAACACCACAAAUAUAACGUUGAACGAAAACUUAUGCACGCAUUACUUUUGAAUCUAGUUAAAACCAAAAAAAAAAACAAGAAAAAAAUUAAAACAAAAAAAAAAUGAAUAAAUUUUGGCCAUUCACGAGGACUGUGCAUGGUGGCGUGUGGACGCCAGAGAAAAACAACAAGAGCAUGAAAUGAACUGGAUUCGAAUUUAUUGCAAAACAACCACAACAAAAGCAGAAAAAAAAACGAAAAAAAGCGUUAACAUUUAAUUUGAAUACAAAAAAUGUGGUGCCUGCACAAGGGAGACGGUAAACAUCAUUUGGAAAAUUCGAAAUUAUCUGCUAAUUAUUAUGAUGUUUAUGAGUUUCACCCAGAGCCACACUCAUCAUUAAAUAACCAAUAAAUGACAAACAGCAACAGCUGCGACACACACAACAACAACAAAAAAAGGUGAAAUUAUUAUGCAUUGUACUGAUUUUAAAGUAAAACCAAUUGUAUAAGUUUUACACAAUAAUGCAUUUAGCAUAAACAAAUAUUUGUAAUAGUUUUUAUUUUUAUUCAUUAUCGUGACAAGCAAAUGCAAAAGACUUAAAUGUUGUUAGAAAGAAAUUUAAUUAAACACUCUGUGCUACUUUGAAAUUACAAUGGACAAAAUGAACAGCAAGAAGAAAAGGAAAGGACGAAAAAUGCUGAAAAAAUGGCAUAAACGAAAAAUGAAACGAAACGAAAAAAAAAACAAGAUAGGUAAACAUCCAUUACAUCUAUAUCUUUAUAGAGUCAACACAUGAACAGAACAAAUCGACUAUGAUAAGUGCGGCGACCAAUGAGUCACGCAUCACCAAUUAAUAAGAGUAUUCAAAUUAUCUGGGGACUUCUAUCGCACACACUCUCAUAUUUACAAAUUUUGUUUCUUUCGAUUUCGUUGUUGUUCAUUUUCAUUUUCAUUUUCAUUUCAUGUUUGUACGUUCCUUUCGUUUUCACAUUAAUUAAAACACACCAGCCCAUAGUUGUACACGCAAAUUGACGGGACUUUAUUAAUAGUUAGACAGUGUUUAAUAAACAUACACCUCAAAUAUUUGGACUGUUGAGCGUGUUUAAUCGAAUUUAAGUUUAGGAAUGUGCUUCAUCAGAAAUUCAUUUUGAAUUGGUUGGGAAUUUGCUUUGUUGUAUUGUUUUUUGUUUCUUUUCUUUUGUUGGUGAAAUGCACCAGUUCACAUACCAUUUGAACCCCAUUCAAUUGCUAUGUCAUAAUGCGACAUUCCUUUAGCCUGCAACACAAUCUAUUCGAACUAUAAGACAAGAUUAAUGUCAGACAUAAGUCAGAUGGUAGAUAAUCGUUGAGGAUGUUUUAUUAACGUUUUUUUUUACUCUGACUUCAUUUGCAAUUGCUGCCCCAUUCAAUUUUAAUGAGCAAUCAAAUGUCAUUUUCAAUAUUUUGUUCAUUUGUGGCUAAUUGUACAGCAGAAGAAACCGAAACAUGGGUGAACUUUCUUCUGAAAAUGAGUUGUCUACGAUCCAAAAUCCAAACGGCGAAUUUUCAAAAAGUUCUCGAGCAAUUGCUAAAAAAACCUUCAAACAUGUCAGCAUUAUUCAAAAUGGGUGACUCUGAUUGACAAUCACACACACACAAGCGCUCACUCACUCCCAUUCGAGACAUAUGUUUAGGUUCUGCUAGCAACAAAUGUAACUAUAAAAUUAUUUGCGCUAAAAUUUAACGACGCAACCAUAAAAGUCGACAUAAGUUGGUUUUGCAUUGUAUGGCAUUAACAUUUAGUAUUUUAGUUAUUGUUACGCUUGAUUGGCCCUUCGAUUUUCUUUUCAUUUUUUGUUGCUUUGUCAAGUGCUUCAAUGAACAGGUUUUAUAUAUUUUUUCGGUCGUUCACACAUGGUGCGAUGCACGAAAGGAAAUAAACACACAUACGAUCUUUGUUGGAUUACAAUAAAUUGGAAAACGGUGAAACAAACCGUAUGCCGUUUAAUAUUAUGCACGCAACCACCAUUUCCUACACAUAUUUUUUCGGCUUAACGUUUGAUGUGCUUUUGAGUGUGUAGAUUUUUUUGUUCGGGUUCUCAAAAUGUAUCAUACAUUAAACUAUUGAUUCAAUGUUCCUUAUGAGCUGCUUUUCGAUUUAUCAGCACGCAAACAUACACGCACGGAGACACCAUAUGAUGCAGCCUCUCAAACACUCUCGAAACCAGAGAAAGAAAAGAGCGAUAAGCGGUGGUUGUCAUAAAUCAAUUAUUCGAUAUUCGUUUCCGCGAGAAAACGUUCAAGAAUAUGUAUAUAAAUUUAUAUAUAUCCAUGUGAAUUCAAUUUGUGUUUGUGUGUGUUUUUAUGGAUCGUUGAUGCGAUAGUAUAGCGUCAGCAACAAUCACCCGGAUAGUAGCCGAAGUGGCUGUAUGUUCCUUUUUUUUGGUUCAAGAAUAAGAGGAUGUCUGAGAAUACGUUCAAAGGAAAGGAAAGAAAAAGUAGAUGACUCAAUGGUGCUUUGUUCAAUGAACAGGAUCGCCACAACAAUGCCGAAUAAGUAAAAUGCUCUCAUGUAUUUUCAUGUACAUUUUCAUGGUUAGUGGCACGAAAAAAGAAAUCAGAAAAUCACGAUUACUUCAUCGGUAAAUGAAAUUCCACGGCGCCAACUGAGUAUGUGUGUAUUGUAAAUGCGUGUUUAUGGAAAUGAACUACGAAAAAGAAAGAAAGAAACAACAUUAUAGAAGGAAAUUCCCUUCGCAUGCGAGAAUUCAAUGAGGGGGCUUCUAUUUUUCGGUUUUUUUUCUUCGUUGGACAUCUCUCACAAUAAUAGAACAUAAUUAAAUGGAGUAUUUUUGCACAUGGAUAUUUCACUCUUAAUUUGUUCGAUAUACACUAUUUUUCUACUUCGACACACUCACACACCGAAGGCCGAAUCCAAAGACGAAAAAUUUCAGUUUUAUUUCAUUUUAUGCAAACGUCAAUUAGUCACGACUCAUGAUGGUUAUCUGCAUUUCAUUGAGAAAUACAUAUAAUUCUAUGUCAAAGUCACAGGUGAAAUUGACUGUUGUACAUACAGAGAAAUAAAAGGAUUAGGAAUUAUAUAGCCUGGAUGCUGCUUCAUUGAAAUGCAGAUAACUUGUACAAAACGUGCAGCUUUUGUCACGUUUUUCCAAUUUUUAUGAUUUAAAGCAAAACAUUCAUUUGGCGUGGAUAUAUAUAAAAUGCAAAUAGUCUGUGCAUGUACAUACGCUGCGUGAAUAACACCGUAUUCAAUGAAGGAUGUGAACAACUAAAAGUGAACACACACACAAACACAAACACACACCUUAAAAAAAUAUAUAUUGCUAAACUUAGAAUAAAGAGACAAAACUAAAAAUGAAGUAAUAAACAAAUUGUAUAAUUAUAUGUGAGUUUCCACAGGGCCUAUAAAUCCAAACACACCAUAAAUCCAACAUUUAUAAUGUUAGGAUUGAACGAAGCCAUAAGCAUUUAAGUAAUUGGAUUUUCAGUUAGAUUUUUUUUUCCUUUGUGUGACACACACACACUUCGUUGUCUUUGGUCUCGUUGAAAAACCAGAACCAAAAAAUUCAUUUUUUGUUCUUAAACAAUCUACAACUAUACAAAUCGAUAGAUAAAUUCCAACUUCAUUUUCAAUUUUUCGAUUGUGAGAACAUUUAAGCAAAAAAAAAAACGAAUAUUGGGGCAAACCAAAAGAACAACCGAGAAAAAAACACAAAAUUAUUAACUUCUCUAAGAGUUAAGUAGUUAUUAGAUAUGAAUGUGAUGAAGGUAUUUUUUUUUGUCGAUAUAAGUAAAUUUUAAAAAAAACAUGCGUAGCACACAAUUUCUCAUUAUAAUUCAAACAUUUUCCAAAAAUAUAAUCCGAAUCGAUGAUGAUGAGAAUUCGAUAGCUACAACUGAACGCAUGAAAGACAAAAUUGAUUUUUUUAUUUUUUUUCUCGCUGUGAAUAUCGAUCGGGUCCCGCAACUCGCACGGAUCUGAUUCCAUUUCAAACAUUCAUCAACACAUUUAAUCGACGAAAUUCUUCGUUUUUCUUUUCUGCCAUGAAGUUAUUGAUAUUUGAUAAUUUCAAACACACGCAAACACAAUAUAAAAAUGGUAGUGAUUGUAAAACAAAGUCAAAUGCAUGCUAUCAAUAAAUCUUCUUUCACAACUACUUAUGCCGUAAAUUUACAUUUGGCCAUUUUGGUGUUUGACCAUUAAAGAUGACACAGACGCAUUCAAAACACAAUCGCCGUCAGUAAAUAAUCAAUGAAAAAUGAUUCAGUACCAUUUUGAAUCGAAUUAUUGACUCUGCUUAUUUUCACAAUUUCGUCUUACAUCUAAUGGACAGAAUAACCAAUUGAUUGAAGCCGCCAAAAAUAUAAAUAAAUUCGCUAAUUUAUAUGUAUUACUCUAAUGUAUUUUUAAACAGAAUAAAAACCAUUUUCAAUGUCUAUUUACUAUUAUGUACGCUCGUAUUCGCCUAACUGUUAGUUAAAAACUUAAAAAAAACACUCACACACACAUAUAUAUAUAUAUGAAGUGACGUCAGUGUUAUAAAUAUAUGAAGAAAAUGACUAAUAAUUUCGCGUAGAAUUUAAUUUGUAUCUUUUUAAUGGAUAACAAACGACUACAUCUAAUGCUUCGAUCGGUUUUAAACUCUCAACUUUUAACUUCUACUUAAAAAAAAGCAAAUCUAUGAACAACUAAAAAAAAAUCACCGAAAAAAAUGAAACAAAUUAAACAACAACAACAAAAAACACAAAAAAUCGAUAGAGAUCAAGUCAAAUUAAUACACACACAGAAAGAGACAGGCAAAACCAGAAUAAAGCAGAAUUAGAAAUUACACUGAUGAUGACGAUAAUGAUUGCACAUUUUAUGAACAUCAUCAUGAAUAAAUGUAAGACAAAGUGAAAAAUGAGAAUCAAUCACAGAACACGACGUAAGGAUCUGUGAUAAGAAUAAUAUACUAUAUGACAUUAAUAUAUUAUUCAAAGUAAACACCAACAAAACAAUUUAGAUAUAUGAACAAUUAUGAUUAUUUUUUAUCUUAAGUUAUCGAUAUACAACCAAUAGAAAAAUCGAGAUGUGAAAAACAAAGGCUCAUUCGUGUCAACUUGAUUUAAAGAAAAAACAAACAAACAAACCAAUUAAAUUUCCUCUUGUUACUGUCAACACACACACUUUCUGGCCCAAGCACAUUUUGACCAUCCGCUGUGGUGGAUGUGUGACCGUUUUCCUGAGCAAAUCGGACCGUUUUUUCCAAAUCAGUUAUUUCAAGACAAAAACAAAGAAUAUUUAUAGAGAAAACAACGAAAAACUCUACAUUCUGUUAAUGGCAUUCAAACUAAAUCUUGUUUCCACGACAAGACAAUCUCAACUUUUGCGGAAGUGCUUUUAAUUUCAAAAGAAAAGAGAAGAUUCGAAAGAUUUCUUUCCGUGUAUGCAACUAACGCGCUCCUUUCUACCGAACAACAUAAGAUAAUUAAUGGGCAACUUAUAGCGCAUGAUUGUAAGGACAAUUCAAGUGAAAGAUUGCAUUUUCAUUUUCACAGAGAAACAAAAGGAGCAAAUCAGACACACAGAAAAAACUUGAAACCGGCUCUAUUAAUAGUUAACUAUUAAUAGGUGCCAAUUGUUGUUCGCAUGGGUUGUUUUUAAAAUCGUCCUUAGAACAUUUUACUCGUCCUUUUUAAGACAUUUUUUACAAUCCAUAAUUAUCUUCUGCAAAAACAAGAACAGCAAAUUAAAAAUUUCUCCAUAGACAUUGUAUGGAAAUUCUCCUUUCUUCUAAUUAGGUUCCUUCUGAUUGUCGAAACAGCGACAACAACAACAACAACAACAACAACAAGAGAUCAAUGAAACACUAACAAAACAUUUGGUUUUUGUUUUCAUUUUUGAAAUAAAACCAAUUACGAGUAGAUUUAAAGAGAUAAAUAAACAAAUGGAGAAACAAUGGACAAUUAGAAAAUAUGCAUUUAAACAAAAUCAUACAUAAUAAAAUGAGCUUAAUCAUUUUUCUAGUGUAUAAAAUUAUAUUUGACAAAUACGGGAAAUGUGAAACCAGACAAAGCUAAAAGUUGAAAUUUGUCUUUGUUGUGAAUAAACCAAACUGACAGAGAAGGAAAGGACAACAACAACAUAGAACAAAAGAACCGCGAGACAAACGGAAUGUUAGAAAAGAUUUAUUGAUAUUUUCAAACCGAUAUAUAAUGCAAUCGCAUAAGCACUAAUGUGUUUUUUUAGAGACAAACCAAGCAUAAACAAAUGAAAUUAAUAAAUUUAUUCGAUAAUAUUCGACGGUGAUGAAACUAUACAAUUUACGCCAAGAAACAUUAUUUACAUAGGCAAUGCAAUUCAAUUCAUUUAAUAUUUAAUUUGGAUUUACUUACACUACUUUAAUACGCUCUCGUGUAUUUAAAUUAAGAGGAAAUAACAAGAAAAACAACAAGAACAACAACAGCAACAAAAGUGAAUCACAUCAACCAAAGAAAGCGUUUUAGUCAUAAUAAAAUAGUUUCGAUCGAAUCGAACAACCGCAUCAACACCUCAAUUGGAUCACAGACCUCUAAAAACCACCACCAUUCCCAAAAACCCCAGUCAAACACUCAGUCAGACAGACAAAACGAACAAAGCAACAAUUUAAAACCAAUUUCACAUAUUGAAAUGUAGGCAAUAGCUAAAUGCAUUUUCAUGAAGUAGUCAUAUUUGUGACCGCUAGCGGAUCUUCAUGUACAGUAAUAAAACUAUUAUAGAGUAAAUAUUAUCCAACAGUUUGAAUUUAAAUGUGAAAGAAAACAAAAAUUUAACAAAAAAAAACCAACAAGUAUUUAAAAACAAAAAAACUAAUUACUUAUUUAAACCAAUACAAAAAAAACAUGAAAAUUUCGUCUGCAAAACUGUACUAAACAAUCCAAGUAAGCAAAUCUUAGCAAAUUUGGUUGUAAUUGUAUUGUAACCACCAAAGAGAAAGUUAUACAACACUAUCACAACAACAACUAAAAAACAACAUAAAAAAAGGUACCUAUAGAUUUGCAUCGUAGAUGAAUUUCAUCUAUGUGCAAACACAAAAUGAGUCGUGUAUUAUAUUUAUUAUUUAAAAUAAAAUGAAAAAUAACGAAAUACAAUUGAAAAUAAUUACAAAAAAAAGGUUAAAAAAAAACAGACACAGAUUUGUAGACACGCUUUCGAAAUGACUUGAAUAAAAAUUUAAAAAACAGA
Molecule: messenger RNA, 12472 nt
Organism: Sitodiplosis mosellana (orange wheat blossom midge)
Lineage: Eukaryota; Metazoa; Arthropoda; Insecta; Diptera; Cecidomyiidae
Gene: DopEcR
Product: G-protein coupled receptor 52
Exons: 8
Coding region: 1433-2410 (325 amino acids)
Biological process (GO): G protein-coupled receptor signaling pathway
Cellular component (GO): membrane
Molecular function (GO): G protein-coupled receptor activity; peptide binding
Source: RefSeq, a predicted model, not a curated record